AAAGCCAAAUGUGCAAGCGUGUUUUGGCGAGUGUAGCAGGCGUGCAAUGAGUAUGUGCUGUGAAGCUGCGACUCAAAAUGCAGUGAAAUCCAGACUGACACAAAGUGUUUGUGCAAUAACUGUGCGACUAAGAGUGUCGUGAACCGUACCGAUUUAAUUUAUUUUCUCAUAUAUUUAGUAAGAGGACAUACUGUGAAGCUGCUACUCAAUAUGCAGUGAAAGCCAGACUGACACGAAGUGUUUGUGCAAUAACUGUGAGACUAAGAGUGUAGUGAACCGUACCGAUUUAUUUUAUUUUCUUAUAUAUUUAGUAAGAGUGAAACUGAAACCAUGAAGCGAAUCUCGGUCGAGAAGAUUCAGGAGCUGCAACAACGCACUCAAAACAUCCGAAACAUAUGCAUACUCGCCCAUGUGGACCAUGGAAAAACGACGCUGGCAGAUUCGUUAGUUGCUAGCAACGGCAUCAUAUCACAAAAAUUAGCCGGAAAGUUGCGCUAUCUGGACAGCAGAAAGGAUGAACAAGAACGUGGAAUCACCAUGAAGUCCAGUGCAAUCACACUUUACUAUCCCAAACGAGCUUUGCUAGUCAACCUUAUAGACUCACCUGGCCAUGUUGAUUUCACCAGUGAGGUCAUGGCAGCUGUUCAACUCUGUGAUGGUGCUGUCAUUGUUGUUGACGUUGUAGAAGGUGUCUGUGCACAGACUAAAGUUGCCCUGAAUCUCGCUUAUUCUGAAAACCUAAAGCCACUGUUGGUACUGAACAAGAUAGAUCGCCUUAUCCUCGAGAAAAAAAUGGCACCUCUGGAUGCAUAUAUACACCUCCAACAGAUCCUUGAACAGGUGAAUGCUGUUGUUGGGGAGCUUUUUGCUGCAGAUGUGCUGGAGAAAACGUCGAAUGAAAUAUCCGUGGAUAAUCCCACAGAGAAAUUUGAUGAUGCCUCAGUGUUUGACUGGACGAGUGGUCUUGAUGAUGCUGAUGACUCCACGCUGUACUUUUCCCCAGAACAAGGAAAUGUUGUGUUCGCCAGUGCUUUUGAUGGCUGGGGAUUCAGUACAUCCCAGUUCGCUCAGUUGUAUGCUGAGAAGUUGGGCAUGAAGAGACAAGUUCUCGAGAAAACUCUUUGGGGAGAUUACUACAUUAAUGUCAAGGCUAAGCGAAUCUUCAAAGGUGCUCAGGCCAAAUGCAAGAAGCCCCUGUUUGCCCAGCUGAUUCUAGAGAACCUCUGGGAGGUGUACGAUGCUGUCUUCUGUAGACGUGACAAGGCGGCCAUGGAGAAAAUUGUCAAGUCCCUUGGUGUGACGCUAACAGCACGAGAUGCUCGGCACAAUGACCCUCGUGUCCAGCUUCAAGCGUUGUGCUCACAGUGGCUACCACUGGCUGAUGCUUUCUUAGAAAUGACGAUACUGAUUCCAAGUCCUGCUGAGCUUCCAGAAGCAAGAGUUGAGUCCCUGAUGUGUCCUCCAUCACGCUCAUUUGAUUCCCUUCCGGAUGAGACACGCAAGCUGAAAAAAGCUUUUCUAGAUUGCUCACCAUGUGAUGAAGCCCCAGUGAUCGUCUGCAUCUCCAAAAUGGUAGCAGUGGAGAGAAAACAGCUUCCUGAAAACAGAACAAGGGUGCUCAGUCUUGAAGAGAUUGCUCAGCGAAGGGAGCAGGCUCGGCAGCGUCAUGCAGAGCGAAUGGCCUUAGCGGCAGUGGACUCGGUUACAACACCUGAUGCUCAGAAGAAUGGCGAUGAUGCAGUUCAGGAAGACGAUGUUUCUCAGGAGAGUGACGAGGACGACUCUACAUUCAUAGCAUUUGGCCGCGUGUUCAGUGGCACGCUGAAACGUGGCCAGCAAGUAUAUGUGCUUGGCCCAAAGCAUGAUCCUGGGAAAUUCCUUGAGAAGGCUGCAACUGUUGAUCCUGCUCUGAGGCUGAAGGACUUAGGCCCAGAAGAACAUGUCACCGUAGCAACUGUAGAGAAGCUUUAUCUGCUUAUGGGAAGGGAACUGGAGCAGCUGAACUGUGUUCCUGCAGGGAAUAUUCUUGGCAUAGGCGGCCUUGAGGAACAUGUGCUGCGCACGGCCACACUGUCCAGUUGUGCAGCCUGUGCCCCUUUUGCGGACAUGCGGGGCCCAGUGACACCUAUCCUGCGGGUGGCCCUUGAGCCGCGGCGUCUAGCUGACAUGGCCACCUUGGUGCGAGGCCUCAAGCUGCUGCACCAGGCUGACCCCUGUGUCCAGGUGCUUCUCCAGGAGACAGGCGAGCAUGUGCUACUAACCGCCGGGGAGGUGCACCUGGAGCGAUGCCUGAACGACCUCACUGAGAGGUUUGCCAAAGUGGAAAUCAAUGUGUCAGACCCCAUUGUGCCCUUUCGUGAGACCAUUGUGGAACCACCCAAAGUGGACAUGGUGAAUGAGGCUAUAGAGGACAAGAAUGCCAUACAGAAGGCACCAAAGGAUGAGGCCGAUGACAGUGUUGCAGAGGAUGGGACUGUAACAAUAUUCACUCCAAACCGUCAAGUUGCAAUCAAACUGCGAGCGGAAUCACUACCACAGGAGGUCACAGAGCUGCUCGAGAAGCACACAUCACUCAUCCGAGACUAUGAUCAGGCAUUGUCUAGCCAGAAGCUGCCAGAAUCUCUGGCAAAGAACAUUACUGAACUUCAAAGGAACUUGGCCAAGGCAUUUACAGAUGCCGGUUGGCCGGAUGAGACAAUAGAUCAAAUUUGGUCUGUUGGCCCACGUAGGUGUGGGCCCAAUGUGCUUCUUAAUAGGAUUCCUAGGUUUAAAAGAACUGCAGUGUUUCAACAAGGCCUGCAGCGCACCACUUUAGUUAGGCAGGAGGAGGGUGAUGUAGCCUUUACAGGCAUGGAAGCUUUGCAGCUAACUCAUACUGACGACAGCAGUUCUCCGGCAGGUUUGGAGCCACACGUGCAGUCGAAGAGCAGUCACAUAUGUGAAUAUGGUGGUGGUAGUGGUGGUGACAAACGAGACAACAAGCACAACCUUAAGUCUUCUCCAGGCCCCCUCUCAAACGGAGUUAAGACGUUGGCCGACUAUGAUCACAGUUUUGUGAGUGGCUUCCAAAUGGCCACACUGAUGGGCCCCCUGUGCCAAGAGCCAAUGAUGGGCGUUGCGUUUGUGGUGGAUCAGUGGGAUUUGGACCUGUCUGUGGAAGAUCCAGGGACUUACGGACCACUCUCUGGCCAGAUCAUCUCAACUGUCAAAGAGGGCUGUAGACGUGCGUUUCAGGCCCAGCCUCAACGGCUCCUCUGUGCCAUGUACAGCUGCACCAUCCAGGCCACUUCAGACGCACUUCGUGAGUGUUCCACCCAAAUUCUUCUCUAUGUCUCAUCCUAAAUCAAUGCAUUGUGA
Dermacentor albipictus is the source of this 3357-nucleotide messenger RNA. The record is from RefSeq and is a predicted model, not a curated record. NCBI's taxonomy places the organism in Eukaryota, Metazoa, Arthropoda, Arachnida, Ixodida, Ixodidae.